GGAGAUCAACAUUGCUAAGGUUAUUUGUGGAGAGCAGUUUCUACAGCUCUUCUGGCUUUCGAAUCCAAUGUCCACAUGAUGUCUUCGACGAUCUUCCGACCAUGGUGCCGUGACUGCACAUCUUUCAGUUGGCACAGACAACCUUGGAAAAAAGGAGAUCGAGGGCGGCUUUAGGCUGUAUUCAGGAGUAGAGUUUGUGUGUUUCUUGUGCUGGUCCAGCAAGCAAUUAGCUUGAGAGUGCAUUACCCUGUGGUGCUGGGCCUAUCGUUUUUGUUUGGAAAGAGUCAAUAAUACAGCAUGAAGCCAGUUAUUGUCACACUGAUCGCACUGCUUUUGGCACUUCCAGCAUGCGCCUUGGAAUGUGCCAUUGGGUGGGGCAAGGAAGGCGGAAGUGCCAUGCAUACAGUAUCAGAUGAUCAAAUUGACGAUGGUUACUGCGAUUGUCCUCUCGAUGGUGCCGAUGAACCCCACACCAAUGCCUGCUCAGGAUCCACCAUGGGCGCCUUUACGGGGGUUCCAGCAGUGACGGAGUUUAGCAAAACGUACCAAUGUCCACAACAGAAAAAGCUGCAAAUCCCCUACUCGCGCUUCCACGAUGGCAUUUGCGAUUGCUGCGAUGGGUCGGACGAAUUGCCCUCUGUUUGUCCCGAUAUCUGUGAUCAAGUGCUGGCCGAAGAACGAGCCUUGCAACAACGAAUGGCCAAGGAAUUCGCUAUUGGUCAAAACAAGCGACAAAAAGAGAUUGAAGCCUUCCAAUUGGUUCUUCAAGAAAAGCAAGCCGAAAAGGAAAAAGUAGACCAACGGCUAGAACAAAUCCAGGAGCAAUUGGGUGAAGUGGAAUCAGAAAUCGACCAGGUCAAGCAUGAAUUCAUGCAGCAACGGGUCAAUCGAGCAGCCGAAAUUUCCCAACGAGUAGCAAUGACAACGACGACGACGUCCAAUGACAGCUUGACGGGAUUGUUGGAGCCUUUGACCAACGAGGAACUCACUAGUUUGAUUGUACAUUCUUGCCAAAUGGCGGGAGAAAUGGAACGGGCUGCCGACAUGGACGAAUCCACCUGUGUCCCACUGCGCCUAGCGGGAGUUGAUGCAGCGCUCUUGUGGAAUCGAGAGGAUCAAGGAAAAGCUGUUUUGAAACGAAUGCACACCAAUGUACGAGAGGAAGGAAAGACAUUGGCAGAUUUGAUGAUUAAGAAUGCCAAGCAAACGGAAGAUCGUUACAAGAAAUUCCUUGAGACGGACGACAACCGAAAUCAUCGAAAACGAUCUAGUAGACGCAACAAACCUGGUCGGAGACGGCUUCAGGAAUGCGAUGACGACUACCGCCCCAUGGAUGAUGAUGGAUUCCCAGAUGAUUACAUUGAUGAGGAUUAUGAAGGUGCAGCAGAAGACAGCCAAACGGAGGAUGAAGACGCCAACAACAAUGAGCAAAACCAGGAUGCUGAUAAUAGCGAAACCAAAUCGGCUGACCAAGAGAUUAUGGAAACUCUCAAGGAGUCUCUUUUCUCGCAACCCAGAGUAGCCUUUCUGCAAAGAGCCAAAGAGAUUUCUGAUGGCAUCGAAGCACUGCUCAAGGAGCAUCAAGACGAUAGCAGCAAUGAAGAGAAGGAAGCAGAGGAAAAUGCGGAAAAGGUUGUAGAAGAGAAAGAGCCGAUUGACAAAGAAGCGUACGAAACCGUGCAAUCCACUUUGGAAAGUCGAGUGGAAGCUAUCGAACGGGGUUAUGACUACGCUGUCUCGGCGCAAAUAUUAUUGAUGAAUGGUUUGGCUCAAUCUACUCAAGACCAGGAUCAGCUGCGGCAAGACCUACUGACUCUGGCUGUUGGAACACUGGUCUAUUCCAAACUGUCACUUGCUCACGUUUGGCAAAUUUUCCAGGCAAUCCUACCAGAGUUCAAUCAGAAUGCCGCAGACAAAAGCGAAAAGACGUGUUCCACAUCUCCCUGGGUUGCUUCUUGCCCCCCAAAUGCAGUGACCCGAGGCUCCAUCACACUGCCCCCUUCACCUGUACUCAAGGCAGCACAAAUCCUGUGUACAACCCCCACCUUCACCAAGGAGAAGGCAGAAGCAUGUGCUGCCGAUGCCGACAAUGCGUUGCCAACUGUCAUGCCAGAUGGAUACUACGGCUACGAUGCCGUCCACCCGAGAGAGGAGAACGAUAUGCUUCAAUCAAUCGCGGCUGAGUGGGAUCUUUCGAUUGAUGAUGCGUUGCAAAAGUCUCUCGAUGAUUUGGAUAAGAAGAAAUCUGAGCACGAGCGGGAAAAAAGGAAUACGGAAAAAACUCUUGAAGAUAUUGUGGAUGUUGUGGACGGCGUCAAGGAAUCCCGCUUUGGCCAAGAUGGUGAACUAUACGCCUUGAAAGAUCAAUGUCAUUCCGUCAAGGCUGGCAAAUACACGUACGAGGUUUGUCUCUUUGGGUCAGCUGCACAGAAAGAGGGUGACUCCGCGAGUGGGACUGGUCUGGGCUCUUGGGACAGCGCAAGCUACGACAAUGAAACUGGUAACCGCAUUUUGAAAUGGACCAAUGGUGUCAAGUGUUGGAAUGGACCACAACGAUCGGCCACUGCGAUUGUUACCUGUGGGGCGGAAACCAAGGUUCUGUCUGCGGAUGAGCCAGACACAUGUCGAUACGUCCUCCAAAUGGAGAGUCACAUUGCCUGUGAUGACGCUUUUAAGCAGCUCCACGAGCUCUAACUAGAAAGCUGAAGGUCCGGGUUGGCUCCUCUACAGUAAUUCCCUGAAUGAUAGAGAUUUCCGUUUUUGAAAGUGGGACUCAUUGCACAAACACCACAAUGUCUCU
This is a messenger RNA of Seminavis robusta, 2800 nucleotides long. The record is from the annotation of a GenBank genome assembly. NCBI's taxonomy places the organism in Eukaryota, Bacillariophyta, Bacillariophyceae, Naviculales, Naviculaceae.